UUCUAUCUAUUCUAAAUGUCAAUUGAUUAGGUAGCACUCAUCAUGAACGAAUAAGACGCGAGAUAAUGGCUAAUCAUUCUCAUUCUUCUUCAUCUGUGAAUUUGAAUGCAGCUUGGAUUGAAUUGAUGUUGACCCAUUCUUCUAAUCUAAAUUUGUCCAGUGCAUUUAAUUUCACUACCGAACAAAUCGAUUUGUCUGAUUCGAAUUUUUCGGGUGACAAUCAAAAAUUGUUGCAUCUGUUUGAUUUGAACCUCUUCCAACAAUCGACAAUCAAUGUGAGCAUGAAAAAUAAUGAGCAACAAGUGGAUAUACAGUUCGUAGACUUUUAUUUACAGAUUGAUUCCGAUCUUCGAUGGACUGUUCCAAACGCAAUUGAUAAGGAGGAACCAUUAAAGUCAAUACGCAUAAAAGGAAAUACAUUUACAGUAAAUUUACAAAAAAACAUUAAUGAUGCGAAUCUAUGGCUGAAUCUGACUUGGACUCCUCAGCGUCAUCACUUAGUCAUUGACAUUAAAUUAGAAUGUCUCGAAUCGACUGUAACUGACAUGACCAUAGUGAUGCGUUCUUUGAUUCGUUCAGAGCGAAAAGAUGCUCUAAUGUAUGGACAAGUUUCUAUGCUUGAAUUGAUCGACGAUGUGUUUCCCGACGAUCCAUUUUUCUCUGCAGACAAUCUUACCACAUUGCUACAAGAUGGUAUGAAUCUUCGACAAUCGCUAUGUUAUCAUUGGCUUAUGUACAAUCGAAUCAACCAUAGUCAAAUGGAAUUGCAAGCCUGUUAUCGGAUUCAUAAUCUUUGCAAUCUGAUUGGUCAUUUUGUGCAGCAAAAACAACUGUUUAGAACCCCAAAUCCAUGUUUGUCUUGUCCGGUGCAACAAUUAGUUCCGAUUACUUCAUCUGCGAAUAUUCAACGAGUUCGUUUUGGAUCAAGGCAAAUAGUCGAAAACAAUGAUCGAGCUCAAGUUAUCUACUUGCUUGAUGGCACUUGUCAUAAGCCUGAACAGCCUAAAUUCACACUUCGAUUUCUUCUACAAUUGAAACGGCUGUCUAAAGUUAUUGAACGGCAAUUUCGAUCUCAACGAAUCAAAACAGAAUUUUCGCUAGUAAUAGCAAAUCGAGAUGGCCAAUAUGAACAGGCUUGGCCACAACCGGAACCCCAACUGACAUUCGACCAUUUGAUUAAGUUUCAGUAUCGCAAUCUCAAACCACUACGCUUAACGAAUGGCUCAUCCAUAUGGAAUGAGACAAUGGUUCGUCAAUCCUUAUGGCCUGUUGAUGGCCGACAUUCCCUGGAUUUUCUCUAUCAAUUUGCCUAUUCGCCGCGACAAACAUCUCGACAUUUCAUCAUGAUUGAUUGCAGUCAUCUAACUAAUGUAACGGGCCAGACAAAUGAAAAGAAGCAUUCUACAUGCAGAGAAAACGAUAUAGAUUUCAAUACCGCUCGCAACAUAUUACUACAAUCUGCAAAUUAUUUUCAUGUUGUUACAGGACAUACCUUGACACAGCGGCCUUUCAGUUCGCCCAAGAUGCGUCGCAUAAUCGGGAUUGAUUGGCAUCAGGUUAUGUUUGAGCAACAAGUUGCUGCCAUAUCGAAAAUGAACGCAAGUUUAAAUCAGAAUCAAAAUACGAACAACAGUCAGGCAACUGUUGCCCAAUGGUUAAGGCAGCAUAUAACACCUAAUCGUGACCUAUGCCAUGUAUUGGCAUUGGAGACCAAUGGAUCAGUGUUCAACCACCGAGCUUUGAAACAGGCCAAUCGUCAGAUAUUCGUCCAUCGUUUAUUUUCAAACCAUCAGACUAAAUUAUGUCAACGAUGUGAUUGCACACUGGCAAAAGAUUACCUGCUAGCCCAACAAGAAUGUUUUCUCUGCCAAUCUCGGCCGCACACAGUUAUGAAUCGUUGGCAUCAUCGUGAAGCGAAAAAUUUGAAUUCCGAUAAUCAAUCUGUUAGCCCACAAGAAUGGACCGAUGAGGAUGAACAACAAUUUCUGGAAGCUGAAGGUCACUCAUAUGAUAACGAUCAGGAAUCUGAUGAUUUGAAUAUAUGAAAAUUAAUGAAUGAAAUCAACUAAAUCUAUCAUCAAUAUUUCGAAUGAUUAUUUAAAAUUAAUUCACAAUGUGCAAUACGCAUGUCUCUGUU
Molecule: messenger RNA, 2137 nt
Organism: Dermatophagoides pteronyssinus (European house dust mite)
Lineage: Eukaryota; Metazoa; Arthropoda; Arachnida; Sarcoptiformes; Pyroglyphidae
Source: RefSeq, a predicted model, not a curated record